UCGGAGAAAAAGACCGGUGGCUGUGAAGUAUUAUUAAGAGUUUCACGAAAUAACGGUUGAUCUCAAAACUUGAGUUUGAGGACAGCACACAGUGAGGGUCAUUAUUUCCUAGUAUUAAAGAACUGUGUCAUUUUUAUGCACCCACAUUGAAAGCUAAUUGUAUAUUGCCAGUGACCCGUCGUCUGCUGUCCACACUCUAGAGGCCAAAGUUUCAGGUUAUUUUUUAGAAUUUAGACAAAAUGGAACUAAGAGCUAAUUGGAGUAAAAAAGUAGAAUAUAUUUUAGCUGUUAUUGGAUAUGCUGUAGGACUUGGAAAUGUCUGGCGAUUUCCUUAUUUAUGCUACAGGAGUGGUGGAGGAGCAUUUCUGAUUCCGUUUUUCAUCAUGUUAUUUCUAUGUGGUGUACCGCUAUCAUAUAUGGAGAUGGCAGUUGGCCAGUAUACAAGACAGGGUCCAGUUGGUGCAUUGGCUAAACUAUGUCCUUUCUUUAAAGGUGCAGGGUUGGCAACUGUCGUCAUUUCAUUUCUGUUUACAACGUACUACAUCGUUAUCAUCACUUGGGCCUUUUAUUACAUGUUUAAUACCUUCCAAUCAAAAUUACCCUGGCAGUCAUGUGAUCAUACCUGGAAUUCAGAAGUUUGCUGGGAUGGCAGUAACAGAAACAGUUCUAUCUUCAGUACGGCCAUUAACACAAGUAUGAAUCUGAUGAAUGGCAAUGGAACAAGUCCCGUCGAUAACAAUACCUCAUACAACCUCACCAGAAGUCUUGGAUAUCUUCGACCAAAUAACACCCACUCACCUACGGAAGAUUUUUACAUUGAGAAUGUAUUGGAGAGAUCUAGUGGUAUAGAUGAACAAGGUUAUAUGAGAUGGCAGCUGGUAUUGAUAUUAUUAUUAGGAUGGAUCAUUGUAUACUUUUGUAUAUGGAAGGGGCCAAAAUCUACAGGAAAGGUUGUAUAUUUCACAGCGUUAUUUCCCUAUAUUGUUUUACUGAUUUUAUUAGUACGUGGCUUAACACUACCGGGAGCUAUUGAUGGUAUACGAUUCUUUAUAGAACCAAGAUGGGAAUUAUUACUAGAUGCCAAGGUUUGGGUUAAUGCUGCAGCUCAGACUUUUAAUUCACUUGGCGUUGCUUUUGGUGGCUUGAUAACUAUGUCUAGUUAUAACAAAUUUAACAACAACAUUAUUAAGGAUGUUGUAAUAUUAGCAGUUGUUGAUGCCUUCACUUGUAUACUGGCUGGUUUUGCUAUAUUUUCUAUACUGGGUAAUCUAGCCUACAACCAAGCUACAGAUGUUGAAAGUGUUGUCCAGGAAGGACCUGGUCUGGUAUUUGUGAUUUACCCAGAAGCCUUUGUUUCAAUGCCAGUUGCUCAAUUAUUUGCCUUUCUAUUUUUCUUCAUGUUAAUUUGUCUAGGCAUUGACAGUCAGUUUGCAUCUGUUGAAGUUAUAGUCACAUACAUCCAGGAUCAUUUUGGAGCACAAGUAGAGAAAUAUCUAAAGAGGAAAGAAUUUCUAGUCAUCGUCGUUUGUUUUGUUUCAUUCUUGUUUGGUUUACCAAAUCUAUCUCAGGGAGGAAUCUAUUUUUUUCAACUUAUAGAUUAUUAUGCAGCAGCUCUGUCAUUAAUGAUUCUCGCUUUCUUUGAAGUCAUAGCUAUCACAUGGUUUUAUGGAGCAAGACGUUUAUCUAAUAAUAUAGAAGAAAUGACAGGAAGGAGACCUCAGUUGUUUUUCAUUGUAUGCUGGUAUGGAUUAUCUCCCUUACUUAUACUGGGUAUAAUGAUAUUUAGUUUAAUACAGUAUAAACCACUGUCAGUAGCUGGCUAUAUAUAUCCUGAUUGGGCUGUCGGAUUAGGAUGGUUUAUUGCCCUUAUCUCUGUUGUAUGUAUACCAGCAGGUAUGGUACAUGCUGUUUAUCAAGCUAAAGGUUCUAAUAUAUGGAAGAAAUUUUGCACAAGUCUAAAAUCCACUAUAGUAGAAGAGGAACCAGUACAAUUAAAGUCUGCGGAGUUUAUGACCUCAGAAAAAAUAUAGUUUAUUUUUCUACAAUAAGCAAUGACUCAGAAUAUACGAAAUAACCGUCAGUAAAUUACUUGUUAGUUAAUCAUUAUACAUCCAUUUUUUAGUGUUGUUAUAUAUACUCAUCACUUGUAAUCAUUUGUAAUUGAUAUUGUUGAUAUAUUUUAUGCACAUUUUAUAAAUGUGUUAUAUCUUUUUUAAUGUUAUUGUUAAAGAAACAACAUGUUUGUCUUAUUUAAGUUUAAGUUUUCAAAUGCAAAACAUUUGUUUUUUCAAAAUUUAAAUUUAAUAUAUGAUAGGCUCUAGAUGUUCUUUAAAAAUAAACAAUUUUAUUUUAAUUGAGACUAAUUGUUUUGGUCUUUAGGGUGUGUAUACACAUAGAACUAGAAUUUGCAAAAAUAAUCUGUGAAGAAUUGUGAAGUUUUUGUGUAACUUAUGUAGGUAUCAUUUCAAAAUAGCUGUUAUGCAACAAGUUGUGGCAGAUACAAUGAUCUGUUAGAUAAGAAUAUAUAAUGAUUUGUUAGAAUAUGGAAUGGUCUGUGUUAGUAUAUACAGUGAUUUGUUAGAAUAUACAAUGAUUUGUUAGAAUAUACAAUGAUCUGUUGGAAUAUAUAAUGAUCUGUUGGAAUAUAGAAUGAUUUGUUAGAAUAUACAAUCUUUUAGAAUAUACCAUGAUCUGUUAGAAUAUACAAUGAUCUGUUAGAAUAUAUAAUGAUCUGUUAGAGUAUAUUAAUUGUCAGAAUAUACCUGCAGUGAUCUGUUAUAUCAGUGAUCUGUAUGCAAGAUUUAUGUACUGAAUAGUGCAUAUAUAAUACUUAUAUAUGUACUUAAAUGCUUAUUUUUAAGAGUUUUGUUAAGUAAAGCAUCUGAAUUCCAUGUGAUCUCAGCCAAUAAAUGAUGAAAUUGUAAGUGCUAUUCUCUAAUGCUACUCUUUUAAACACUUAUUAUUUAUGUAUUUUUCUUCAUUAAAACUCUUAUACCCCUAAUGUUUUUCUACCUUUUCACCUUGUUAAGAUGUCAUUGUUGUUAAUAUUUUUACCUUUCAUGUUGAAUGGUAUUUAAGGCAAGUCGAAAAAAUAAGUUCUCGUUCUCAGACAAUCCUUAUAUAAAAAUUUUAUGUGGGAGGGUGGUUUUUAUUUUUGGUGUUAUUUGGUCAAAGGAUCGCGAAUGAGCUAAAUGACUUCUCAUAAACAUCACCUUUCAAGACACUACAUUUAUCUCAUUAUGUUGUUUAUAGGAAUGUAUAGAGUUACUUCCUUUAACCAGGGAAAAAUAUUUACGUAUGGUAAUAAAUGAGAUUUGUUUUGAAAUCAAAAUGUGUCAUGCAGCCCUUUUUGAGUGGCGCAGGAUUAUCCGAGAACCAGGAAAGCUUUUUAUAUGGCCUAAUAUUUAUGUUAGUUUUGGAGCAUUCUGUGUCAAAUAAAGUAAGAGUGGUUCUGUUUUUAAACCGAUUUUUAUAUGAUUUGGUAUGGUCUUAACAAACAGUACAGCUGGAAAUCAUUAUUACAGCGCCUUUUAACCUUUUGAAUCUGUGUAAGCCAAAUAAAAGCACUGUAAAACAGACAAAUCUGUACUGGACCAAUAACAGGCAGCAGAGAUAUUGCAUCUAAUAAAGCCUGAAUUUGUACCUGAUAAUGUCUUGUGACAGGUGCCUUAUUUACAGCCCUGAUAACAAUUUGUAAGAGCCAAACAAAAACAUUUCACACAGAAGGACCCUUUUAUGUUGUAGUUUUAAGUCUGUUUCAGAUUAUUUUCUUCCCUUAUCAGGACGCAUUUAUUAUUAUAGUUUAUUCAUUCUAUAAUGCUAGGCACUAGCAACUUGUCAAUACUAGUGGUUUUAGUAGAAUGUAGUUAAAUGGCAAGUUUUUGUGUAUGGAGACUCUCAGUUUGUUUCCAUAGCAAUGUAUUGAAAAGAGAACACUGUUCCAUGCUACAUCUGUGACUACCGUACUAGAAAGCUUAAAAUGGCCGGACGAAGGCAUGUCACCAAUGAGGCAGAUCAUCUAUAACUAAUUAUUGAUUGGUCAUAUUUUUGUUACUGGUGUCAUACCCAGAUGUAGACAUCAGCUGUGAUUGUAUCAUUUUUUAUUAAUAUAUAUUUUGUAUACAGAGAGUUAUUUUCUAAAAACAAGGAUUUUAACCCCUUACAAGUGCUUGAAAACUGUUUUUUUUUAAUAAGAAUAUUAUUUAAUACAAGGUUUGACACAAGCAUUUAUUAGAAUAAAAGAAAGCACAGACUUUGCACUGUGUGAAGUCUAUAUAUGAAACCUUGACAUUUGGAAAUUGAGAAAUGGUUUGCAAAAACAAUGCUUUCAAGGCAAAAUCCUAGAAAUAAAAAUUACCAUAUUGGUAUUACAAAAUGAUAAAUUUAUUGUUUUGGUAUUAAAACCAAAUUUCAUUCCAUAAUUAUGAAGAAGUUCAACUGUAGUAUAACAGUAAUAGAUAGAAAUAUUUUUUAACCCAAAUAUUAUAGUAUUCCCUUUAUUUUUUAAACUGUAUUUAAUAUGAACAGAUUUUAAUUUUAUUUUACCCCGAAGCUAUUUGUCAUUUAAUUUUAUAUAGAAAUG
Molecule: messenger RNA, 4582 nt
Organism: Patella vulgata (common limpet)
Lineage: Eukaryota; Metazoa; Mollusca; Gastropoda; Patellidae
Product: sodium- and chloride-dependent GABA transporter ine
Exons: 15
Coding region: 240-2030 (596 amino acids)
Biological process (GO): sodium ion transmembrane transport
Cellular component (GO): membrane
Source: RefSeq, a predicted model, not a curated record